Recurvomyces mirabilis is the source of this 3312-nucleotide messenger RNA. It is a transcript of the gene FUN12, whose product is annotated as eukaryotic translation initiation factor 5B. The transcript has 2 exons. Bases 1 to 3312 code for a protein of 1103 amino acids. Gene Ontology annotation, biological process: translational initiation. The record is from RefSeq and is a predicted model, not a curated record. Lineage: Eukaryota; Fungi; Ascomycota; Dothideomycetes; Mycosphaerellales; Teratosphaeriaceae. Gene Ontology annotation, molecular function: translation initiation factor activity; GTPase activity; GTP binding. Gene Ontology annotation, cellular component: cytoplasm; mitochondrion.
AUGGCACCCAAAGGCAAGAAAGGCAAGAAAGGCGGCGAUGACUGGGACGAAGGUCUGGGGGAGUCAAUUGAUCCCAUUGCACAAGCUGAGGCGGAAGCCAAGGCUGCGGAUGCUGCCAAGGAUGCUGAGGAGAAUGAAGAUAAUGCCGGUGGUGGCGGCGGCUUAAUGGCUGCUAUGAAGAAGAAUCGGGAGAGGAGGAAGAAGAAGGGUAAGGCUGUCGAGAACGACUUCUUGGAUGGCGAGGAUCCGCCACAGGAUGGAGAGAAUGCAGGUGAAGCGGCGGAGGAGGUCGUAGAUCUCAGUGCUAAGGCUCCUGUGGAAGCAAACAUGGACGACGAGGAGGAUUUGUACGAUGCGCCAACUAAGGGUAAGAAGGGUGGGAAAGGCGGUAAGCAGCAAGGUGGGAAGGCUAAGCUUGCUGAGUCUGCUGAGCCCGUUGAGCCCGUUGAGGAUGGUGAAGACGACGAGGGCGGUGGUGUCAAGACCAAGGCACAGAAGGAGAAGGAGAAGAAGGAGCGCGAGAAGCAGCGGAAGAAGGAGCAGGCGGCUUUGAAGAAGAAGUCUGCGCCUGUACCGGUCAAAGAUGAGCCGAAGGUUAUCGAGGCGGCACCGGAAGCUGUUCUUGAGGCUCCUGCGACUGGUGGUAAGAAGAAGAAGAUUCCGGCUGCGUUGGCGGCACUUCAGAAGCAGCAGGAGGAUCUUCGUAAAGCGGAAGAGGAGAAGGCUCGUACUGCGGCUAAGGAAAAGCAACGUGAAGAAGAGGAGCGUAAGCGAGAGGAGGAAGAUGAAAGGAAGACAGCAGAGCAGAAAGCUGCCAAGAAAGCCAAGGAGAAGGCCAAGGUUGAGCAGAUGAAGAAGGAAGGCACGUACAAGACCGAGAAGCAGCGCAAAGAUGAAGCACAGCAGAAGCUUCGUCUACAGCAGAUGCUCGAGUCUGGUUCGGCGAAAGUAGCUGGGAUGAGUGGUGCGACUGCUGAGGACGGCGAGCACGAGGCGAAGAAAAGCAAGAAGGAUGAUAGGAAGAAGAAGGAUCCGAGGAAGGAGGCGGCGGAGCGUAAAGCGCAGCAGGAACGCGAGGAGGAAGAGGCGAGAAAGAAGAUGGAGGAGUUGAAGUUGCAUGAGGAGCAGGAGAAGUUGGCUGCUGAAGCUACCGAGAAGGCUAGAAGGGAUGCGGAGGCGAAGAAGGCGGAAGAUGAGGAGGAUCUCGAUGAUUGGGAGGCUAUGGCUGAGAAGGAUGAGGAGGAGGUGGAUGGAGAGGAAGAUGGGGUGGUCAAGGCUGAGGCACCAAAUGGCAAGGCUGUACAGGCUGGUGCUGCUGGGGCCAAGGCUCAAGUUGCGAACGGCAAGAAUGCUGAAGACAGCGAUAGCGACAGUGAAGAAGACUCGGACGACGAAUCAGAGUCUGAGGAGGAGACGGUGGCGCAGAAGCAGGCUGCUCUCAAGCGACAACAAGCCGCCGAUAGACGCAAGGCCGAUCAAGAAGCUGCCCGUGCCGCCGCGUCAUCAGAUGACCUGCGCUCGCCUAUCUGCUGUAUCCUCGGCCAUGUCGAUACUGGCAAGACAAAGCUUCUCGACAAGGUCCGACAGACGAAUGUACAGGAAGGAGAAGCAGGUGGUAUUACCCAACAGAUAGGUGCUACAUACUUCCCAGUCGACGCCCUGAAGAAGAAGACCGCGGUCGUCAACCCGGAUGGUGCUUUCGAAUUCAAGGUCCCUGGUCUCCUGGUCAUCGAUACGCCCGGCCACGAGUCUUUCACCAACCUCCGCAGUCGUGGAUCUUCGCUAUGUAACAUCGCCAUCCUGGUCGUAGACAUAAUGCAUGGCCUGGAACCCCAAACCCUCGAAUCCAUGAAGUUGCUCCGCGAUCGCAAAACCCCGUUUAUCGUCGCCUUAAACAAGAUCGACCGUCUCUAUAACUGGAAACCCAUCGCCAACAAUGGUUUCCGGGAGUCCCUGGGUCUGCAGAGCAAAAGUGUUCAGGCCGAGUUCCGGGAUCGGCUGGAGAAGACUAAACUGGCGUUUAGUGAGCAAGGAUUCAACGCUGAGUUGUUUUAUGAGAACAAAAGUAUGGCUAAGUACGUCUCUCUUGUUCCGACGUCGGCGCAUACGGGCGAGGGAAUUCCGGAUAUGCUGAAAUUGCUGGUUACCCUAACGCAGGAGCGUAUGACAAGGCAGUUGAUGUACUUAAGUGAGGUGGAAUGCACGGUUUUGGAAGUGAAGGUCAUCGAGGGGUUAGGCACGACGAUCGAUGUGGUGUUGAGUAACGGUGUCUUGCACGAGGGUGACACAAUCGUGCUCUGUGGUACUGAUGGGCCGAUUGUCACGCAAGUGCGCGCUUUGCUUACCCCGGCCGAGAUGAAGGAAUUGAGGGUCAAGUCCACGUACGUCCACAACAAGACUGUGAAAGCUGCGUUGGGCGUCAAGAUCACGGCGAAUGGACUCGAUAACGCGAUUGCGGGAUCGAGGUUAUUGGUGGCGAAGAAUAAGGACGACGAGGACGAGAUUGAGGAGUUGGAGGACGAUGUCAUGGGCGAUCUGGAGAAUUUGAUGUCCCGUAUCUCUCGCACCGGUCGCGGCGUCACGGUCCAGGCCUCCACCCUAGGAUCACUAGAAGCCUUGCUUGAGUUCUUGCGUGUGAGCAAGAUCCCGGUGUCUAAUAUUUCCAUUGGCCCUGUUCACAAGCGGGAUGUCAUUACCGCGUCUACUAUGCUGGAAAAGGCCAAGGAGUAUGCGGUCAUGCUUUGUUUCGACGUCAAAGUCGACAAAGAUGCUCAUGAGCUGGCGGAUCAAAUGGGAGUGAAAAUCAUGACGGCGGAGAUUAUUUAUCAUCUGUUUGAUGAGUUCACCAAGCAUAUGGAAGUCUUGCGGGAGCAGAAGAAGGAGGAAAGUAAGAUGCUUGCUGUCUUCCCAUGUGUGUUGAGGCCAGUGGCGGUGUUUAAUAAGAAGGAUCCGAUUGUUAUUGGAGUGGAUGUUGUCGAGGGAAAUCUGAGGAUGGGAACGCCGCUGGCGGCUGUCAAGAUGAACCCAGUCACUAAUGUUAAAGAUGUUGUAAGCUUGGGGCGAGUUGUCUCCAUCCAACGCGACCACAAGGACCUCCCGAUCUGCAAGAAGGGCUCGCCUUCCGUGGCUAUCAAGAUCGAAGGCGCGAAUCAGCCUAUGUAUGGUCGGCAGUUGGAGGAGAAGGAUACGUUGUACUCGCAGAUCAGCAGGGCGAGUAUUGAUUGUUUGAAGGAGUUCUACCGGGAUGAGGUGGAUAAGGAUGAGUGGGGGCUGAUUGCUAAACAUUUGAAGGGGUUGUUCGAUAUUCCAUGA